UUAUUGUGGGGGGGAGAGCUGGCUGACAUUAGUGUGGAGAUCAAUAUGCAUUCCCGGCUGGGGAACAACGCCGUGCACCCGGUAGGUUCAUCAUCUCAAAUUUUGUCCGGAAGACCAGCGCAGUCGCCAGCGGUGCCUUCUCAUCCUCCGCAUCAGCAAGUGUUAUCCGGCCAUUUCAGGCCGUUCAGGCGGUGGGUAUCAUGGUUGGUGCCGCUGUUUGUGGUUGCCAAUAUUGUUCUAUUUAUUAUUGCCAUGUAUGUCAAUAAUUGCCCCAAGAGCGAGGAGCCUUGCAUCGGCAAGUUUCUUGGGAGAUUCUCGUUUCAAUCCAUCAAGGAAAAUCCCCUUCUCGGUCCUUCCACUAUCACAUUAGAUAAGAUGGGAGCUCUAAAUUUGAACAAAGUGGUGCAUGAGCACCAGGCUUGGCGCCUCAUUUCUUGCAUUUGGUUGCACGCUGGGGUGUUCCAUGUAUUCGCCAACAUGCUGAGUCUUGUAUUUAUUGGAAUUCGCCUCGAGCAAGAAUUUGGGUUUAUCAGAAUUGGGUUGGUCUAUGUCAUAUCUGGUUUUGGUGGGAGUGUGUUGUCAGCUCUUUUUAUUCAGUCAGAAAUCUCUGUUGGUGCCUCUGGUGCACUUUUUGGCCUACUAGGAGGCAUGCUUUCUGAGCUGAUUACAAACUGGACGAUAAACAUUCAUUGCUCUGAACAAAACAUAUUGGCAGCAUUGUUGACUCUUGUUUUAAUCAUCAUAAUAAAUUUAGCAGUUGGAAUCCUUCCACAUGUAGACAACUUUGCCCAUAUUGGAGGAUUUCUUUCUGGUUUUUUGCUUGGAUUUGUGUUGUUAAUUCGGCCCCACUUUGGGUGGAUUAAGAAAAAGGCUUGUCCUCCAGGGUACAUUGCACCCCCUGCUAAAUCUAAACACAAGACUUAUCAGUAUGUGCUGUGGGUUCUCUCUCUGAUACUAUUGAUUGUUGGGCUUACUGUCGGGUUGGUUGCACUCUUACAAGGGGCAAAUUUGAAUAAUUACUGUUCUUGGUGUCAUUAUUUGAGCUGUGUCCCUACCUCAUUAUGGAGAUGCAAGCCAAAGACAGCUUUAUGUGAGAUGAGAGAAAUUGGAAAUCAAAUCAACUUGACGUGCUUGGGCAAUGGGAAAAGCCAGGUCUAUCCACUGCCAGAUGAUUUGCCUUCCCAGGUUCAGCAUUUAUGCACUCUGCUUUGCAGUUGAUGUGCACGUAUAGACGAGACAGUAGAGGGUUGGGUGAACUUCUUGUUUAACAAAAUUGCUGUAUAUGAUUCAUUCUGCAUCUGUGGCUGCAAAGGAAUGAAUCAAUUUUAUGAAAAUUAUUUUUUUUUUCCUUAUACAUUAUUUUCUGUAUUUCAAAUUGGCCAACUGCAAGUGCAACUGAAAGAACUGGUCCAUUAGUAGAGUAGAAACAACCUUGAUGUUUGAUUUAUCACACAAUUUACAGAAUUGUGCAUAACAAGUUAUAGCCGGUUGAA
Molecule: messenger RNA, 1493 nt
Organism: Hevea brasiliensis (rubber tree)
Lineage: Eukaryota; Viridiplantae; Streptophyta; Magnoliopsida; Malpighiales; Euphorbiaceae
Product: RHOMBOID-like protein 1
Exons: 6
Biological process (GO): proteolysis
Cellular component (GO): membrane
Molecular function (GO): serine-type endopeptidase activity
Source: RefSeq, a predicted model, not a curated record